CGAUGUUCUAUCUACUAUGAAUGCUAGUUUGCAGUUUGGUAACCAUCUUCUUUAUGAGAUCAUUGAAUUUAUGGAGUGCUCCUGCAUCAAUGCCAAGAUGAAAUUCAAUAAUACAAGGUACUAUUGACACUGCUAGUGAUAGAGGAACAUAUAUAUUGAAGAACAAAAAAAAACAACCUGAUGAGAGGCUUUAUCUUGCUUCUGUUCUGCCUCACCUUGCUGAAUAAUAUAGCAGCCUUCACUGUUAGAGACACUAUUAAUACAAUGCAAUCUAUCAAUGAUGGUGAGAUCAUAAUUUCAGCUGGAGAAAGCUUUGCAUUGGGAUUCUUUAGUCCAAACAAUUCCAUGAACCGUUAUGUUGGAAUUUGGUAUAAUAAAAUCCCAAUAAAGACAGUAGUAUGGGUUGCCAACAGAGACAACCCCAUCACUGACUCAUCAGGGGUUUUGAAGAUCAAUGAAACUGGGAUUCUAGUCCUUCUCAACCAUAACAAGAGUGUCAUUUGGUCUUCCAAUUCAACAAGGUCAGCGAAAUAUCCAGUUGCAAAGCUUUUAGAUUCUGGAAAUUUCAUUGUUCAGGAUAGCAGCAAUAAUGAGCCAACAGAUUUUCUGUGGCAAAGUUUUGAUUAUCCACUUGACACACUCUUGCCAGGAAUGAAGUUUGGAAGAAAUCUAGUUACAGGCCUGAAUAGAUACUUGUCAUCAUGGAAUAGCUCUGAUGAUCCAUCUCAUGGUAAAUAUAACUAUCAACUUGAUAUUAGUGGAUAUCCACAAUUUGUUUUAAGAGAAGGCACUGUAAAAAGGUUUCGUUUGGGAUCAUGGAAUGGUGUUCAGUUUAGUGGGGCGCCUCAGGUGAAACAAAAUGCUAUAUAUAGGUUUAUGUUUGUUUCUAAUGAGGAAGAGAUAUAUUAUACAUUUGAACUUUUCAACAAGUCAUCUCUUAAUAGGGUGGUGUUAACAACAGAUGGAUAUAUCAGGAAGAUUUAUUGGAGUGGAGAAGAAAAUGGUUGGAGUGAAUUUUCUAGAAUGCCUUUGGAUGACUGUGAUUACUAUGAAAAAUGUGGAGCAUAUGCUAGUUGUAAUAUAAACAAUUUUCCUGUAUGUGAUUGCUUGGAUGGAUUUGUGCAGCACAAUGUGGCAGAUAUAUAUAGUGAUUGUGUCAGGAGAACUUCACUGAGUUGCCAUGGAGAUGGGUUUUUGAAGUAUUCUGGGCUGAAAUUACCAGACACAGAUGGAUCCUGGUUUGAUAGAAAUAUGAGCCUUGAAGAUUGUAGGGUGUUGUGUCUGAAGAAUUGUUCCUGUUCAGCAUAUACAGCUUUGGAUAUGAGUAAAGGGCCAAGUGGAUGCUUACUCUGGUUUGGUAAUCUGACUGACAUAAAAGAAUUGCCUGCAUCUGAUGAAGAUGUUUACAUAAGGAUGGCUGGGACAGAAAUAGGUAAGACUCAUGAAGGAAAGCACUCACAUAAAUCCAACAUCUGGAAGAAAGAGACUGUUAUCAUAAGCUGUGUGGCGCUUAUAGGAAUUUUAAUCCUAAGCUUAACCUUCAUCAUUUAUAGACGGCAGAAAGGCAAAGAAGGUAAAAGAAAUGGUGAAGAAGAUGCAAAUGCAACAAAUGAACACAAUGAGGAAGAUUCAGAAUUACCCUUGUUUGAUAUGUCUACAAUUACUUCUGCAACCAAUAACUUUUCAACUGGCAAUUUUCUUGGGGAAGGUGGUUUUGGAUCGGGUAUCCUGGACGAUGGAAGAGAAAUAGCUGUCAAGAGGCUCUCAAAGAAAUCAAGCCAAGGAAUCCAAGAAUUCAAAAAUGAAGUUUUGCAUAUUGCCAAACUUCAGCACAGGAAUUUAGUGAGGCUACUAGGGUUCUGCAUUCAAGCAGAUGAAAGAUUGCUGGUUUAUGAAUUUAUGCCCAACAAAAGCUUGGACUUCUUCAUAUUCGAUAAAAAGAAGGGCAUGUUACUAGAUUGGCCAAGGCGCUUGCACAUUAUCAAUGGGAUAGCUCGGGGUCUUCUUUAUCUUCAUCAAGAUUCAAGGCACAGAAUAGUUCAUAGAGAUCUCAAAGCCGCGAAUGUUUUGCUAGAUAGUGAAAUGAACCCAAAAAUCUCAGACUUUGGAUUGGCUAGAAGCUUUGGAGGGAAUGAAGUUGUAGGAAACACACAGCAUGUGGUUGGAACCUAUGGCUACCUGCCUCCAGAGUAUAUAAUUGAUGGAGCUUACUCAACAAAAUCCGAUGUGUUCAGCUUUGGUGUGUUGAUAUUGGAGAUAGUGAGUGGGAAGAGAAAUAAAGGGUUCUGUCAUCAAGAUAACCUUUUGUCUAAUGCAUGGAGACUAUUUACUGAAGGCCAAAGCUCUGAAAUAAUUGAUGCGACAAUAAAAGACUCAUUCAAUUUACCUGCAGUGCUAAGAUCAAUUAAUGUGGGACUACUAUGUGUGCAAAUAAGUCCAGAUGAUAGGCCAAGCAUGUCAUCUGUGGUUAUGAUGUUGAGUAGUGAAUCCACACUGCCUCAGCCUAAAAUGCCUGGAUUCUUUAGAGAUAAAGACCAUGUUGGGGACAAUUCUUCAUCAAGCAGUAAUAAACUUUGCUCAAAUGAUAUCACAGUCAGCUUAAUGUAUGCUCGAUAGGUUGCUUUUAAUACUUAAUUUUGCUAAAGUUUAAUAUAGGAGGGUCACGGAUUCGAGUUUAGGAAAUAAUUUCUUUGCAAAAAUUGAAGGAUAACGCUGCAUAUAAUCGACCGGAGCCUUGUAUACCAGGAGUUGC
Messenger RNA from Gastrolobium bilobum, 2752 nucleotides. RefSeq names its product G-type lectin S-receptor-like serine/threonine-protein kinase At4g27290. NCBI's taxonomy places the organism in Eukaryota, Viridiplantae, Streptophyta, Magnoliopsida, Fabales, Fabaceae. Gene Ontology annotation, molecular function: ATP binding; protein serine/threonine kinase activity. Gene Ontology annotation, biological process: protein phosphorylation; recognition of pollen. The transcript is spliced from 9 exons. The coding region runs from base 181 to 2616 and encodes 811 amino acids. The record is from RefSeq and is a predicted model, not a curated record.